ACAGUAAUGGCGAUUUAGAGGUUUUUCUGUGAAUGAAGUUUUCCUAUAUUUGCUGCAAUUAAAACACUUUUAUAAUGCUUUUUAAAAAGACGAUAAUAUGGCAGAAUAUAGCAUGACGCGAUAAAGACGGACUUGUCUCAAGAUAUCUAGACAACGAAAAAAAAAUUCAAUAUGGGUCAGCGAUACACCCUUUUCUUUACUGCGAGAGAAGGACGUGAAGAAGAUCUGAAAUGGGCCUUGACCGAGAGAAAAAUCUCCCCUGACCUACGUGACCCUGAAACAAAGUACACUGCUCUGCAUGUUGCAGCUUCUAAAGGAAGACCAGCAUGUGUGCAGCUGCUGAUAGAAGCUGGUGCUUCAACUAAUGCCAGAGAGAAAGAUGGUCUAACUCCACUACACCUUGCAGUCUAUCAUGGGUAUGCUAACUGUGUGAAGAUCCUCAUUGAGUACGAAGCAGAUGUGAAUAGUACUUCAAGAUUUGGAAGCACACCACUGCAUCAGGCAGCUUAUUUUGGUCACUUGACCUGUGCUCAGAUAUUACUUAAUGCAGGUGCCAUGGUCAAUGUUGAGGAAGCUUGGGGACAAACCCCUCUUUAUCUUGCAGCACAGAGGGCACAUAGUAAUGUGAUUCAGUUGCUGCUGCAAUACAAUGCAUGUGUUAGUCAAACAGAAAAAGCUCACUACAAGACAGCCCUCCAUGUCGCAUGUGAGGCCCAAAGUAUAUCAUGUGUACAGUUUCUUCUAGAUGCCGGUGCAGAUCCUAAUGUUCAGUGCAGUAGUGGCAGAACUCCUAUGCAUGAAGUUGUAACCGGAGAAGAAGUUGAAGCUCUUUCAAGUUUACUGAUUGAAUAUGGAGCACGUUGUGACAUUGCUGAUCAGAGUGAUUGCUCAGCCAUCGACUGCCUUGAAGCAUUGCUACAGCGCUAUCACAGUACUUCAAAUAUGGAAAAAUAUGCUAGAUACAAAAAGUUAUUAGAGUAUAUAUGGAAAAUUCAUGGUCAGCCUAAAACACUUAUGCAGAUGUGUCGAGUCAGUCUUCGCAAGUAUCUGUCUCCCAACAGCUUGUAUAUAGUGACUGAGCUGGAUAUACCGCAGUGUCUAAAGAACUAUAUUUUACAUGUGGUGGAGGACAAAGGGUGUAUAUCAUGAUUACAAUCUUUGAGUGUAUUAAUUAUUUAUUUUUGAAAAAAGUAGUGUUUUAUUGUUUCAGAUUUUAUUCAAUUUUGAAUGGGUAUCAAAAUAGUACAGGGUGUCUUCCAUUGCACAUUACGUUUAGAAAAUGUAGCAGAUUUGUUUUUUAUGAUUGUACUGUCAGUAAGAGUCAUGCAAUUUGUUAUGUCUUGAAAGGUUUUUAAUGAAUGCUCAUUAAGAACAGGUUUUACAAGAACGACAAACUGUCCUAGUGCUAUCCCUAAAAGUUCUCAAAGCAAACGUGUCUGACGUCACAGAUAAAGUCCCAUAUGUGACAACUGGAAGUGGCUGUUCCUAGGCAGGUUCUAGUCUAAUAAUUAUAUAACACAAUUUUAAGAAAAUCAUAUGGUUUUGAGUGCAAUUUAAAAAAAAUUCAACAGUGAGUUUUUAGACUUCAAAAUUACACAAGCCAUAGACAUAUGGCCAUGUGAGCUCUAAGAAAAUCCAUAGCUCAAAAUUUAUUCUAAAUUGCACCAAAAAAGCAUACGAGAGAUAAAUGGAGUACUUUCUGAAAGGAAGAGAAAAACUC
Messenger RNA from Actinia tenebrosa (Australian red waratah sea anemone), 1720 nucleotides. RefSeq lists its product as uncharacterized. Gene Ontology annotation, biological process: intracellular signal transduction. NCBI's taxonomy places the organism in Eukaryota, Metazoa, Cnidaria, Anthozoa, Actiniaria, Actiniidae. The record is from RefSeq and is a predicted model, not a curated record. Gene Ontology annotation, molecular function: protein binding.